Corticium candelabrum is the source of this 858-nucleotide messenger RNA. RefSeq names its product stromal membrane-associated protein 2-like. Gene Ontology annotation, molecular function: GTPase activator activity. The transcript has 8 exons. The record is from RefSeq and is a predicted model, not a curated record. NCBI's taxonomy places the organism in Eukaryota, Metazoa, Porifera, Homoscleromorpha, Homosclerophorida, Plakinidae. The coding region runs from base 1 to 858 and encodes 285 amino acids.
AUGGAUUGGCCAGUAGACUUGGAUGAGAGUGUCGGAGACACUCCAUCAUUCAGAGCAAAUUUGAGUUUUAGUGAGCAAGAUAUGCGCAGACUCGAAAUACGUACAGCCGAGCUGAAACGCAUCGCCGGGAAUGAAACGUGCGCCGACUGUGACUCUCCAGACUCGAUGUGGGCAAGCAUCAACCUUGGAGUCACUCUCUGUAUUGAUUGUUCGGGAAUUUAUCGGAAUCAAGCAACUCUGUGGUCAACAGUGUUGGCGCGAAAUUUGGAAGGAUGGAAGAAGCCGACAACUCAGUCGUCACGAGACGAACGAGAGACAUACAUAAGAGUGAAAUACGUCAACAAACAAAGUGAUGACAACGGAGACGAGGAUCCUUUCCCGGUUGCUACUGACAAACGAGAAGUGACGAUGGAUUCAGUAGUGUUGUCUGAAGCUACAUCUGAUUCAGACAGGAUCAGUCCAGAAAUUCAUCGGAAGACCUACAGUCAGCCUGUCUCGCCGGUUCGUCGUUGUCACUGGCUGAUUUCAAAACCAAAACGAGCACAAUUGCAGGACAAGUUGGACGUAUCGAAGGAUGAAGGUGAGGUGGGCAGCAUUAGUGAUACGGAAACGGUGUCAAAGCCGAAGAAGUCGAGACGAAAGAGAGUUACUCACAAUUUGAAGAAGUUGUCUCAGAAGAAGAAGCUGUUGACGAUGACGGGAACGGAGAAGGAGGAGAGUAGAUUGAGACAGUUGUCUGUUGAGUUGCAUACACAUGCUGGUGGUUUGGGAAAUAGUUCACAGAUUUUGUAUGAGGCGACAAAGACGGGUGAUAUUUCUGGGAUGCUGUUGGCUUUGGCAUGUGGUGAGCUGUUGUGA